Helianthus annuus (common sunflower) is the source of this 1497-nucleotide messenger RNA. RefSeq lists its product as uncharacterized. Bases 1 to 1497 code for a protein of 498 amino acids. The record is from RefSeq and is a predicted model, not a curated record. The transcript has 11 exons. NCBI's taxonomy places the organism in Eukaryota, Viridiplantae, Streptophyta, Magnoliopsida, Asterales, Asteraceae.
AUGGAACAAGCUGCAAUCACACUGUUGAAUAAUUUGGACCUCAACGUUGAUAACUACACCAUCAGAAUACGCAUUGUUCGUUUGUGGACAAGAGCUGAUUUCAAUAACGCUAGAAAAGUUUAUUGUUAUGAUAUGAUAGUCAUGGACAGUGAGGGAACAAAAAUGCAAGCUUUUGUUUUGGCUAAAAACGCAUCUGGAUAUCAACAUCUUUUAGAAGAAAAGCGUUGUUUGACGAUUCGAAAUCCUUCCUUGGGUGAGAAUCGUCAGAAGGUCAAGUACACUAACGGUGGUUUGAAGAUUAACCUUAAUAACAACACCGUUGUUGAGGAAUGCCACGAGGCUACUGGUUCUGAAUGGGGUUUUGAUUUUACUCCGUUUGAUUCUAUUGUGGAGGACCCAACAACUGACAACAAGUUCUUUAAAAGUCCAAUUGAUGUAAAUGGUUUUGUGGUCAAAAGUUUUCCCUUCGAGGUAGACAUGGAAACUAAUAAUGGUAAAAACCAGAAGAAAGUCACCUUUAUGCUUGAAGACUUGAACAAUAAGCAGAUCUUUGUGACACUUUGGGACGGUUAUGCGGAUCAAAUAAUGGAGUAUGAGAGCAGCAAUCGAGGUGAAAAAAAUGUCGUCGUAAUUAUUCAGUUUGGGAAAUACAGAUUCUGGGGAGGGCAUUUGUCUGUUUCUAAUUUGUAUACCGUCACCCGAGUCUUAAUUAACAGUGAUAUUGAUGAAGUUGCUGAGUUUAAACAAAGAUUUAUCGAGAAACUUUCUCCCGAAAUUUCUUCCAGUUAUUCUGGCUUAAGUUCUUCUGUUGUGAAGUCUGCCAUUGAAGAGUUCCUUUCUGACUUGACUUUUUAUCCCAUUGGGUCGUUAAACUCAAUAGAUACGAUGAAGUUUGUUGUCAUUGUUGGGACUAUCAAGAGUUUUGCAUUGAACAAUGAAAUUAGGCUUUAUAUACAUGUGCAAGAUUGUACUGGUAUUGUGAGUCUGACAUUGUUUGAGCGUGAGGUGACAAAGCUUUUGAAGGUUAAUGCUAAUCAGCUUUUAGACAACAACAUUGAAUUAGCAAAGGAAGGAAGCUUUCCAAAGGAGCUAAAUUCUUUACUCAAUAUGAAGUUUGCGUUCAAGAUUGCUGUUUCUUCUUUUAACAUUAGCAAGAAGUCUGAUGGCUACUCAGUCUCCAAGAUGACUAAUAACCCGGUGGUUUUGUCCGAGCUUGAUAAACAUUUUGACACUAUUCAGCCUAUUGAUGAGGAAGCCGUCAAUGUCGAACAAUCCGAUUCAAAUCGUAAUGAUGAUUUGCCUGUUAAGAUUACCAACGGUACCAGACGUGAAAGAAGAACCAAUGGUCGUGGUUUUCGAUACGCUUUAACCUCAUGGAAGAAGUUCAUGAAAGCCGCUCGAAUUAAGGUCCGUGACCAGGUUCACUAUUCUUUUGAUGAAAAUGAGCUGGUUUUGAGUGUUGAGAGGGUUGUACCUUACGUUAGCCGUAGUAAUUAG